This is a messenger RNA of Brassica napus (rape), 2242 nucleotides long. RefSeq names its product probable WRKY transcription factor 38. The record is from RefSeq and is a predicted model, not a curated record. Lineage: Eukaryota; Viridiplantae; Streptophyta; Magnoliopsida; Brassicales; Brassicaceae. The transcript is spliced from 3 exons. Gene Ontology annotation, biological process: regulation of DNA-templated transcription. Gene Ontology annotation, molecular function: DNA-binding transcription factor activity; sequence-specific DNA binding. The coding region runs from base 1143 to 1997 and encodes 284 amino acids.
UAAUUUUUUUCAAAAAUUGUAUAAUUGUGUUAGGCUAACUAGAGUGAAAAUAUAUGGAGUUAGCAUUGUAAAAUUUGGAAUGACACCAGUUAAAUAUAAUCUGAUUGUAUACUUUGGAGGGUUUGUUGUUUGCAGGUAUUUACUUAAUUAAAAUAUUCUAAAUGAUUAAAUGUCUGUUAAAGUAGUAUAUUUUAUGAUUUUAUUUCCUUAAAAUAAAAAUAAUAAAAUGUUUGAGAUUUACCAUUUACUAGGAGUCUUACUACUUAAUUUCUUUUGAAAGAUACUGUAUUAAUUACUGGAUAAUAUCAUUAGCUAGCCAACCAGGGAAUUCCACGCCGAUUAGUUGUUGUUGUUUUCGACGUCAUCGUGCUGGAGUCAGCACCUACUACGUCAUGUGUUGCUAACGUCGAAGUCCGACGGAAACAGCCACUUGCCUCCUCUCCUGUCGUUCACACAUGACUAACCAUUAAGUAUUCUAGUAGACAACUAAUAAGACUAGUGUAAUCAAAAUGAAAAAUUAUAUAAAACAUAAUUUUGUUUUCUAUUACAUGAAAGAUCAUUUGCUAAAGUCAACACCUAAUUUUCCUUUACCUCACAAUUGGUGGUGUUUUAAAAAACAUAAAUCGUACUAUUCGAUUAAAACAACAAUGUGAUCUAUUGAUAUAGCCAUAUAGAUGUGGUCCAAAUACAAUUAUUAAAACUUUUUAUUAAUCAUUAAAAAGAAAUAUUAUAUAAAAAAACACAAAUAUGAUUAAAAAAUAUAAAUAUAAAAAUUAAAUUUAAAAAAAAAAUAUAAAAUAGAAAAUAUAUCCGUUUUUUUUAAAAGCGGAUCAAAAUCUAGUUUAACAUUAAAUUACACCCUAGUGUAUAUAAAUGGCUUGAUUAGGAAUAUAAAACUUGGUCUAUAAUUGGUAAAGUCAAUUUAGUUCUAUUGCAUAUAUAUGGUUAAACUAUAUCAUGUUGUAUUUUCCUAAUACUUUCUAAUCAAUAUUUUUCGUUUCCCUUCCCUCAUCUGGUAAUAUGUGAGCACCACUUGGCAUUUACCCUAUAUAUAUUAUCUCCCUAUCCAUUCAGAAUUUAUAGCAUAGAGAAGAGACUUGAGAGAAAACGGCUAAAACAAGAACACUCUACUCGACAAUCUUAUGAAUACCUCCCACGAAAAGGCAGUACAAGCUAUCCUUUAUGGCCAUAGCUGUGCCAAGCGGUUGAAGCUGCAGCUUGACCAUCCAGUGGCUGACGCAAGAUCGGUUUCUAACUAUGAUCUUACUAAAUCGAUCGUCCAUUGUUUUUCCGAUGCCAUCUCAAUCUUUUCUGAUAAAUCAAAAUCCGAGGAUGAUGUAUUUUCUGAUUUAUCUUCAAGGGAUUAUCCUCCUCCUCUUCACCAGAGAAGCCACUCCAAGAAAAGAAAGAAUAAUAGUACAAAUUCAAGUGAGAAUUGGAGGCACGAUUCACCGGAUCCGAACUACUACGAUGGGUUUCUUUGGAGGAAAUAUGGCCAAAAGACUAUUAAACAAUCUAAACAUCAAAGGAGCUACUAUAGAUGUUCAUACAACAUAGAUUAUGCAUGUGGAGCAAAAAAGCAUGAACAGAAGAUCAAAGACAAUCCUCCAGUUUACCGAACCACUUACUUUGGCCACCACACUUGCAGAAUCAACCAAAACCAAGAUGCCGGUUUUACUACCAUUGGAGAUCCGGUAGAUAAUUUGGAAAAUUCCCGAAUGAUCCGGUUCGGACAAGAUCUCGAUCAGGAGACGAUCGGUUUAUCUGUAUCGGUUAAGGAUGAAAAAGGUAUCAUCAAAGAGGAAACUAUGGAUCAGUGCCGUGGGAUAACCGGUAAUGAUAAAGAUUGUCAAACUGUGAUUAAAGAGAAUCAUCAGUCAUCACCAUCAGGUUCUUAUACUCCGUCGUCAUCUGGCAGUGAAAUUGACAUGUUUGAUUCAGAUUUGCUAGUGGAAGACUUAGAUUUAUGGGAUCGUUAUGAUUUGUAUGACUUUUGACUGCGUUAGAUUUUUCAGCUACGAACGUUAAAGAAUUUCCUUUUUACGAGUAAUAAUAUUUGAGGAUUGCGAGUAUUUUUGUUACUGAUUAGUUUCUAGCGAGCAUAAGUAGAUUAUUUGAAAGGGGUUUGUAACAAAAUUAUUUGCUAGAGAGUAGAGACAAUGUAAUAGUAACAACGUUGGGUUAAUGUUGGGUGUGAACUCGGUUAAGUUUACGAGUGCUCCGGUUUAUGAAAUAGUUGGAA